This is a messenger RNA of Didymodactylos carnosus, 300 nucleotides long. Lineage: Eukaryota; Metazoa; Rotifera; Eurotatoria; Philodinida; Philodinidae. The record is from the annotation of a GenBank genome assembly.
AUGUUCAUUGUUGUUGAUCCUAAUGUUGUUUAUGUCAACAGAAACGAUACACAAGACUUUAUAUUUGUUUACGCAGAUGAAAUACUAGUUCAUGUAGAACAGAGCGGUGAUGUAGCAACAUUUAGUGGAAUAUUGUGUUUGUUAUUAUCAUUCUAUUACACAUUCGAUUUACAAUAUCCUAAACAUCUGAGAUCAUUCAUGGAACUGAUUGAUUUUUACAUUCAACGACAAGAAAAUUUUAAUAAAUUAUCUAUUACUACACAAAAUGCUGUAUUAAAACUUCCAACACGUCAACAAUAA